This is a messenger RNA of Pyrenophora tritici-repentis Pt-1C-BFP, 1497 nucleotides long. RefSeq names its product FSH1 domain containing protein. Gene Ontology annotation, molecular function: hydrolase activity. NCBI's taxonomy places the organism in Eukaryota, Fungi, Ascomycota, Dothideomycetes, Pleosporales, Pleosporaceae. Gene Ontology annotation, cellular component: cytoplasm; nucleus. Gene Ontology annotation, biological process: secondary metabolic process. The record is from RefSeq and is a predicted model, not a curated record.
AUGACUCUAAUGUUAGACACCACGCCUAUCAAGUACAAAGCUCUUUGCUUGCAUGGGAUAGGAACCAAUGUCGAUAUAUUCGAAUCUCAAACUGCAGCUCUGCGGCAACAGCUGAUACCACAUUUCGAUUGGGAUUUCAUCGAAGGCAGCCAUUUCUGGCCCGCAGCGAAAGGUGUCUGCGAGAUCUUCGGAACUCACCAAGUCUGCUAUUCCUACUUCGAUGGCACAGCACAGAGCGCGUUGAAUGCGAUCGAGGAUCUUGCAGCAUAUGUUAUCGAAAAUGGGCCGUUCGACGUUCUUAUUGGCUUUUCGUUAGGCGCCGCCAUGAUAGCCACCCUGUUGCUUUCCUCGGAGCACAGCAAAGCUCGGAGCAACAUCAAGAGCGUUGCAUUGUUGUGCGCCACCCUACCCAGCGACUGGAAUGAACUUUUGAACGGUAGAAUUACACAGCUGAGGGCGAGAGAUGUGAAAGAAGACCGGAGGAUAAAGAUUCCGUCCGUGCAUGCAUGGAGUCCGGAUGAUGUCGACUAUCCCGGCGAGAGUAUUGAAGUCCUCCGAAUGUGUGUCUCAUCACGUCGUGUCGAGAUAACGCAUUCAAUGGGUCACAGUGUGCCGUUCCAAGGCGAGGAGCUUAUCCAAUUUGCGAAAGCGAUGGCUACUAUGCUUCUCUUCAUACAUCCCGUCUUCUUGCAAAUGGCUCCUCAAUCGCAAGCACCGCCAACCCCGUCAUUGCAUCCGGACGAGAUCAGUCACAGCUAUGUCGUCUUCAUUGGCAUCACAAGUGCCAUGACAGCACUUGCGACAGCAUGUGUAAUAGCACGUUUUGCGUCACGCCUUAAGACUAUCAGCUUGUGGUGGGAUGAUUGGGCCAUUUUGGCCUCUCUGGUGUUCGCGUAUGGGUUCUUAACCACAACAGUUCUAGUGGCCACUGUCGGAGGGGCAGGAUACCAUAUCUCCGAAUAUAGUCUUGCUCAGCUCGAGAAAUACCUCAAGAUAGCCCUUGCAAAUAACGUAAUCUACAACGCCAGCAUCACAUUGUCGAAGGCAUCUGUAUUGCUCUUCUAUCGCCGUAUGUUCUCUGUCGAUCGACGGCUGGCCAUAUCCGUCAACAUCACAGCCUUCAUACUGGUUGGUUACUUCUUUGCUGCUGCGGGUGGAUUGAUAUUUUCGAACAAUCCUAUUGUUGGCCAGUGGAACCUCGCUGUACCCAGUACAAGUAUUAACAACAGGGCGUUUUGGCUUGCCAUGGCAAUAGUCAACAUCUCUCUCGAUGUCAUUAUUCUGGCUUUGCCUCAAGCUCGGGUCUGGACAUUGCAGCUCUCAAGGACAAGGAAGAUUCUAAUAUCGUUGGUGUUCUUAUUAGGUGGCUUGCAUUUGGACAAUGGUGGAAAUGGACACAUCCAUCAUAUGCGCCUGUCUGCCAAUGAUACCUGGCUUGUUCAGAGCAGAGAAGGGCAGGAAGCGAGCAGGAAGUGGAUUUCCAUCUGGGCAGUCUAA